ACACAUCUCAGAACAGAGGCUACAGACAGAGAGACAAAAGAAGAACAAGGCGGUUCCUUUUUAUCAUUUCUGUCUUCUUCUGUCUACAGACGACCCUAAAGGUCAAACCUUUGAGACUUUUUUUAUUUCUCUCUUUCGCUUUUACAACUUUUAUAUCAGAUUUCUCGUCAAAUCUCAAACUGGACAUCUCCAGAAUCGAAGACCCUUCUGCUCUUGAAUCUCUCUCUUGUUAUGUUGUAGUUGAAGUUGGAUGGUGGAACAAACUGUGAGAGCCAUGUCACUGGUGAGGUCCUCUGAGCCAUCCGCUGCAGCGUAUAGGAACCCCAAUCUUUACUCUCUGGAUGAGAAUGGUUACAACAUUGGUGGUGAUACUUCCGUUGAUCCAGACAGGUCCAAGAACACUUGCCUGACUACUGAUGAUUCUUACCCAAGCCAAAGCUAUGAGAAGUACUUUCUUGAUUCACCAACAGAUGAGUUUGUACAACAACAUCCAGUUAGCUCAUUUGGAUCUUUGGACUCGUUUCCUUAUCAGUCAAGGCCUGUUCUUGGAUGCUCCAUGGAGUUUGAUUCAACCUCUACGAGGCUCUUUGGAGGUUACCAAGCGGCAACUCAGGAGUUUGAUGAUGAACAAAUGAGAUCAAAGAUUCAAGAGCUUGAAAGAGCCCUUCUCAGCGAUGAAGAUGGUGAUGAUAAGAUGGUUGGUUUAGAUAAUCUGAUGGAGACUGACAAUGAAUGGUCUUACCAAAACGAGAGUCAACAUCAACAUCAGGACUCCUCAUCCGCAGAUUCCAACUCUCAUUCAACUAGUAGCAAAGAAGUGGUCUCAUCACCAGCAACACCAAAGCAAAUGCUUAUCUCUUGUGCUCGUGCUUUAUCAGAAGGCAAAUCAGAGGAAGCUUUGUCAAUGCUAAAUGAGGUGAGACAGAUUGUAUCAAUCCAAGGAGAUCCUUCUCAGAGAAUAGCAGCUUACAUGGUUGAAGGUCUAGCUGCAAGAAUGGCUGCUUCAGGAAAAUUCCUCUACAAGGCAUUGAAAUGCAAAGAGCCUCCUUCUGAUGAGAGGCUAGCUGCUAUGCAAGUCCUCUUUGAGGUAUGUCCUUGUUUCAAAUUCGGAUUCUUAGCUGCUAAUGGUGCAAUAGUCGAAGCCAUCAGAGGUGAAGAGGAAGUUCACAUAAUAGAUUUCGAUAUAAACCAAGGAAACCAAUACAUGACACUGAUAAGAACCGUUGCUGAGAUGCCUGGUAAGCGUCCUCGGUUAAGGCUAACCGGUGUUGAUGACCCUGAAUCAGUCCAACGCUCAGUAGGAGGGUUGAGAAUCAUAGGCCUAAGACUCGAGCAGCUUGCUAAAGACCAUGGAGUAUCCUUCAAGUUCAAAGCUGUAGCGUCAAAGACUUCCAUUGUCUCUCCAUCUACACUCGGUUGCAAACCAGGAGAGACUGUAAUCGUCAACUUUGCGUUUCAGCUUCACCACAUGCCUGACGAGAGCGUGACAACAGUGAACCAACGUGACGAGCUGCUCCACAUGGUGAAAAGCUUAAACCCGAAGCUUGUCACAGUCGUUGAACAAGACGUGAACACAAACACUUCCCCUUUCUUGCCAAGAUUCAUGGAGGCUUAUGAUUACUACUCAGCGGUUUUUGACUCUCUAGACAUGACGCUGCCGAGAGAGAGCCAAGAGAGGAUGAACGUGGAGAGGCAGUGUCUUGCUAGAGACAUUGUCAACAUUGUUGCUUGUGAAGGAGAAGAACGGAUUGAGAGGUACGAGGUUGCUGGAAAAUGGAGAGCGAGGAUGGUGAUGGCCGGGUUCAGUUCAAGACCAAUGAGUUCUAGAGUGACAAGCAGUAUACAGAGCCUCAUUAAGGAAGAGUAUUGCAGUAAGUACAAGGUUAAAGAGGAGAUGGGUGAGCUCCUUUUUUACUGGGAGGAUAAGAGUUUAAUUGUUGCUUCAGCUUGGAGGUGA
This is a messenger RNA of Eruca vesicaria subsp. sativa (arugula), 1957 nucleotides long. Lineage: Eukaryota; Viridiplantae; Streptophyta; Magnoliopsida; Brassicales; Brassicaceae. The record is from the annotation of a GenBank genome assembly.